Dictyostelium purpureum is the source of this 219-nucleotide messenger RNA. RefSeq lists its product as uncharacterized. The transcript has a single exon. The record is from RefSeq and is a predicted model, not a curated record. Lineage: Eukaryota; Evosea; Eumycetozoa; Dictyosteliales; Dictyosteliaceae. Bases 1 to 219 code for a protein of 72 amino acids.
AUGGGUAAUAAUAAUACAAAAGAUGACUUUAUUUCACCUAUUUUUUUACCUCUAGCACCACCAAAUAGCACACAAAACCAACCUUUAUAUGAAAUAAAUAUCAAACAAGAAAUUAAUGCCAGAAAACAAGAACAUUUAAAUAUUGAACAAGUAGUUAUUGAUAUAAAACAAAAACAUCUUGAUAUAAAACAAGAACAAAAAAAUAUAAAAAAAGAUUAA